Messenger RNA from Laccaria bicolor S238N-H82, 993 nucleotides. RefSeq lists its product as uncharacterized. The record is from RefSeq and is a predicted model, not a curated record. Bases 1 to 993 code for a protein of 330 amino acids. Lineage: Eukaryota; Fungi; Basidiomycota; Agaricomycetes; Agaricales; Hydnangiaceae. The transcript has 4 exons.
AUGGACGCAAAUCUCCUUCCGAACCCGUUCACGCCAUUUGCAUUUCUAACUGCCGAACAUGCAGAUCAAAUCAGAUCCGCGAGUCAUAUAGCGGCUGGUGUGACGGGAGUUCUGGUGUGGGAUGUCGUGUGCCAUUUGCAUGACGAUUAUAGGCUUCUCUUCAAACUUAGGACUGGCCUAUGUACCCUCGUUUAUUUUGUCUCGAGGCAUAGCUGCGUUCAACGCUUACUCGGAGCCACAGUUCAACCGACUGGCAACUGCGAAAUUUUUCAGAAAAUAUGCAAUUCCUUUUUCCCCAUCGCUGUCGCUAGCUCCAAUCUUUUAUUCUUCUUUCGGCUUCGGGCAGUUUGCAUGGAAAAUCCGACCAUCAUCAGAAUCGGAUUUGCUCUUUGGCUAGUGUCUCUCGCAGGAUGUCUAACCGUCCCAUUCGCCCUUGACUCAGUACCCGUCGGAAAUACCAAAUACUGCGUAAACACGGACGCCAGACCUUACGUCGCCCUUUCUGGAAUAUUCCCCUUCUUUCACGACACAUUCGUAUUCCUUGCGAUAACGUGGAAACUGACGAAGAACACACACAAAGAAAUUACUCUCAGAACUGGAGUGCGCGUUGCACUUCUUGGAGAUUAUCUCCCCGCUUUCUCAAGAGCCCUCCUCGUGGAUGGGCAGCGAUAUUAUCUUGUCACCAUCGUUACCAAUUUCAUCGCCGUUUUUAUGAUAUUCAUGCCGCUCCCGAUUGUCUAUCGACUGGUUUGGUGUUUUCCAAACGUUGCCCUGAUCAACAUGAUGGCCUGUCUUGUCUACCGGAACACAAAACUCGGUCGCUACAAAGGUUCACCGACAGCGACGUCGGACACCAAUUUUAAUGGCACGUCGGAACCCCCGCUCGCAUUUCGUCACUCCAGAACAAUACACGGUAACACUCAAAGUCGUAGCACAAUCAAUGUCAACGCCAUAAUCAAGAAGGAGCCUCUUCACGGUGAACUUUCAGUUUAA